Annulohypoxylon truncatum is the source of this 930-nucleotide messenger RNA. RefSeq lists its product as uncharacterized. NCBI's taxonomy places the organism in Eukaryota, Fungi, Ascomycota, Sordariomycetes, Xylariales, Hypoxylaceae. The transcript has a single exon. The coding region runs from base 122 to 598 and encodes 158 amino acids. The record is from RefSeq and is a predicted model, not a curated record.
AUAAAAUGGCCGUAUCCCGCACUCUUUACUCAUCAAUGGUUGAAGCAUCCUCUGAGCUGCUUUGAUCUAACAACGCCGAACCAAACGAAUCCAUUGUCCUCAAACAUCCCAGCGAGUUACUAUGGCCUCCAACAUCGAUGAGGCGCAAGGCGUCAACACAGCGGGGCCUUACAAACCAGAUAAUGAAGAGAGGGAUGAGUACUACUUUGGUAUUGCUGGGAAGCCGAGAUUGGUCGCCAGAACGAGCCAUAACCGCUGGUCAAGGCCGGUACACGAAGGGGCUUCGAAUACUCAACGUCGCAAACAAUAUGCUCCAGUGCUUGAGAGCGAGCAGCCCGAAAUCACGUCGAAGUGGACACAGGACCUGACUCCUGCACUUAUCGAAGCAUUGAAUGGAUGUAACUGGUGUUCUUUCUUCCCGAUUCGUAUCGGUUUCGAGGAUACCCCUUUUGAUGAAUUCCCCACAGUCCUGCUAGUUACAGUAGAGAAGGACAGUCUGCAGUGGGAAGAAGGCGUUGCUAUCGCCCUAGGAUGUCGCAAGGUUAUCCGAGACUUCGAGAUUGCCAAUGUUGAGGUCGAGAUUCGUGAGGACAGUUGACCCGAGGCGGAACAAGGAGAAAACAGGACUUGUUAGCAAACGACGUCUCAAGACAGGUCUGGAAAGAGCAGCAUUCAAGUAGUCGUUCGACGCCACGCAGAUGUGAAGAGCCAGUUCUCCCAGGAGAUGCUCAUCGUCCUAUCCCGGAAAGAUUAUGUAUUUUCAGCCAAGAGGAACUCAGGCUCCAGUAUCUUCGAUAUGCAGAGUAGAGUUAUUAGAUUGUCAACAGUAAUACUGCUGACACAUCUUAUGACGAAAAAAAGGGUGGUACCGUAGCCAUUGGCCUAAGGGAACUAGUAUUACUUUGUUAGAAGACAUAAAAAAUUAUGUUA